Messenger RNA from Acanthosepion pharaonis, 753 nucleotides. Lineage: Eukaryota; Metazoa; Mollusca; Cephalopoda; Sepiida; Sepiidae. The record is from the annotation of a GenBank genome assembly.
AUGCCACAUCCUAUAAUCUAUCUAUCUAUCUAUUAUCUAAUUAUCUAUUAUCUAUCUAUCUAUUACAUUGUUAAGUGGGACAUCUAUGGAUCUAUCUUAGUCUGUUCAUAUAUCUAUCUAUCUUUCUAUCUAUCUCUAUCUAUCUAUGGUUUUGUUCAUAUCUAUCUAUCUAUCUUGGUCUUCUGUUCCUUAUCUAUCUAUUAUCAUCUAAAAAUUACAUUGUUCAUAUCUAUCUAUCUAUCUAUCUAUUACGUUCUAUCUAUCUUAAUUAUAAGGAUAAGUAGGAUCUCUCUCUGUCUGGUUUUAUCUAUGUCCCAAAAUUCUACGCUUGGAAAAUCACUAUCUAUCUAUCUAUCUAUCUAUCUAUCUGCAUUCUACUAUUAUUUAUCUACAUAUAUAUCUAUUUAUCUGCAGCCUGCUCAUAUAUGUCUAAGUUUGUUCAUAUCUAUCUAUCUAUCUAUCUAUCUAUCUAUCUAUCUAUCUAUCUAUCUAUCUAUCUAUCUAAAUGUCUGUCUGUCUAUCUAUCGUCUGUCAAUAUCUAUCUAUCUAUCUAUCUAUCUAUCUAUAUCUCUUCAUAUCUAUCUAUCUAUCUAUCUAUCUAUCUAUCUAUCUAUCUAUCUGAGUCUCUUCAUAUCUAUCUAUCUAUCUAUCUAUCUAUCUAUCUAUCUAUCUAUCUAUCCCAGUCUAUCUAUCUAUCUAUCUAUCUAUCUAUCUAUCUAUCUACAUUCUGCUCAUAUCUACAUGGUGCGAUAG